Messenger RNA from Colletotrichum siamense, 1326 nucleotides. RefSeq names its product Bypass of stop codon protein 6. The record is from RefSeq and is a predicted model, not a curated record. Gene Ontology annotation, cellular component: membrane. Gene Ontology annotation, molecular function: transmembrane transporter activity. NCBI's taxonomy places the organism in Eukaryota, Fungi, Ascomycota, Sordariomycetes, Glomerellales, Glomerellaceae. Gene Ontology annotation, biological process: transmembrane transport. Bases 1 to 1326 code for a protein of 441 amino acids. The transcript has 2 exons.
AUGACAUCGAAGCCGCUUCGACCGACAUCGUCUCGCACGGGGGAGACGGAGCCUUUGCUUGAGCCAGCGACACAGGCGCAUCUCGCUGAAGAUGGGCUCCUGGGUAGUGACCGCGGCUCGCAAACAUCGACGGACGAGCUUCCUGAAGAAAGCGCGACCCUACGAAUCGCGGCAGCAGCAUGGUCUUUUGCGGUGGUUGGAUUGUUCACGUCAACGACAGGCGCCGUCAUCCCCCAUCUGGAGGAAUCCUAUCAACUCACGGACAUCCAAGUUUCAGCGCUCUUCCUCGUCGGGCCUAUUGGCUACGUUAUUGCGUCUUAUCUCAAUGAUUCGAUUCACGCCAAGUUCGGACAACGAGGCAUUGCUGUCAUCGGUCCGCUGUGCCAUCUGCUCUAUGCGACUGUGGCUGCCGCACGUCCUCCGUUCCCGGUGUUCCUGAUGGGUGCGGCUGCCGGGGCAUUUGGAGUUGGACUUGUGGAUGGGUCUUGGUGUGCUUGGUUUGCCGCUUUGGAUAAUGCGAAUACCUUGUCAGGGCUGCUGCAUGGUUCGUUCUCUACGGGAGCCGCUAUUUGUCCCUACCUGGUGGGCUUGAUGCUCUCGGAAGACGGCGGAUUGUGGUAUCGCUGGUACUACGUCCUGACCGCAGCAGCUGCUAUCGAAUCUUGCAUCCUCUGCUGGGCGUUCAGAAACGAGGACGCAGAGAGAUACCACAAAAGCAAGCUAUACCAAGAGAUCGCAAGCGACCCUGCCUCCAAAGGAGCUAUCUUCAAAUACAAGGCAACGUGGGUAUAUGCGGGAUACCUGCUGAUAUAUGUCGGAGCCGAAUGCACCAUCUCCGGCUGGAUCGUAGCCUUCAUGCUUCGCGUCCGGCACGCGAGCACCUAUGCAUCGAGCAUCUGCUCGUCUGCGUUCUGGGCCGGUAUGGCAGCGGGGCGGCUGAUGCUGGGCGUGGUGACCGACAAACUGGGGGUCAAACGAGCCGUCGUCUUUUACCUCAUCUUCGCCCCAGUGUUCACUUUGCUGUUCAUUUUCGUUCGGGUGUUGUGGUUCUCGGUCGUCGUUAUGGCUCUGCUUGGGUUCGUGAUGGGGCCUCUGUUCCCCUCGGCCAUCGUUCAGUUGGUCAAUCUGUUGCCCAAGGAGCUGCAUGUCGCUGCCGUCUCAUUUGUCGCGUCGCUGGGGCAGGUUGGCGGCGCGUUGCUUCCGUAUAUGCUGGGAGCCAUCACGCAAGUGGCAGGGCUGGAGACUUUCCAGUACAUGCUUCUGGUUCAGUUUGGUAUCUUGUUCAUUAUCUGGAUCCCGUCCUUUGGCCUAUCAUCUGGCCAGUAG